AAAAGUCGAGCUCCCCUCCCCCACUUCUAGUAGCACUCUUUCCCCAGCGAUUCAUUAUCCAUCCUUUCCCAACCUUCUUACGAUUACUACGGCAAGAUGGCUCCCCAAAAGGUUUUCCUCACAGGUGUAACUGGAUACAUCGGCGGAGACACCUUUUACGACGUCUACCAGGCUCAUCCGGACUGGCAGUACUCCGUCUUGGUGCGCAACAAGGACAAGGCUGCCCAAGUUACCAGCAAGUACCCCAACGUAAGGAUUGUGCUUGGUGACCUUGACUCGGCCGAUAUCAUCGAGGAGGAGGUCAAGAACGCAGACAUCGUACUCCACUGUGCCGACUGCGAUCAUGUCGCUGCCGCCGAAGCAAUUGCAAAGGGUGCCACUCACCACACCCCUGACCGACCAGUGUGGUGGAUCCACACUUCUGGAACCGGUAUCUUGACUGUGGAGGACUUCCGUAGCAACACUUGGGGUCUGGAACGUGCCAAGCAACAUGAUGACUGGGAUGGUGUCGACGAGCUCCUCAACCUUCCUGCUGAUUCCUUCCACCGCAAUGUCGAUGAGAUCGUCAUCAAUGCUGGCAAGCGUGCUCCCGACAGUGUGAAGAUUGCCAUCGUCUGCCCGCCUACCAUCUACGGACCGGGCCGUGGACCCUGCAACCAGAAGAGUGUGCAGGCAUACUGGCUGGCUUCUGCUGUUCUGAAGCGCAAGAAGGGUCUGCAGGUCGGUGAGGGUAAGAACAUCUGGCACCAAAUCCACGUGCAGGAUCUGAGUGAUCUUUACCUUCUGCUGAGUGAGGCUGCUGCUGCGGGCGGUGGCAAGGCCACUUGGAACGACAAGGGUUACUACCUGGCAGAGAACGGUCCUUUCUGCUGGGGUGACAUUCAGAAGCAGGUGGCCCAGGUUGCUUAUGAGAAGAAGCUUAUCCCGUCCCCCGAGGUUGAGCCCUUGACCGACGAACAGGUUACUGAGACCAACCAAUUUGGCCUGUAUGCCUGGGGUAGCAGCUCUCGCGGUACUUCCUACCGUGGCAGAAAGCUGUUGGGUUGGAACCCCCACCGCCCCAGUCUGAAGGAGCUUAUUCCUGAGAUUGUUGACAUUGAAGCCAAGGCUUUGGGCUUGCUGUGAGGGAGCUCGGAAAUUUAUGUAGUCAACUACGACGCAUUGAUAUGAUGAAUGACAUGAUAAUCUUUAAAAUGAAAUAUGAGUCUUGUAAGGUGUUCAUCACCACUUGCAAGGAAUAUAACCUACCCCGAAACGAAGUGAUAAUAUUGUUUGUAG
This is a messenger RNA of Aspergillus welwitschiae, 1278 nucleotides long. RefSeq names its product putative nucleoside-diphosphate-sugar epimerase. The transcript has 3 exons. The record is from RefSeq and is a predicted model, not a curated record. Lineage: Eukaryota; Fungi; Ascomycota; Eurotiomycetes; Eurotiales; Aspergillaceae. The coding region runs from base 97 to 1125 and encodes 342 amino acids.